Elaeis guineensis (African oil palm) is the source of this 11130-nucleotide messenger RNA. The record is from RefSeq and is a predicted model, not a curated record. NCBI's taxonomy places the organism in Eukaryota, Viridiplantae, Streptophyta, Magnoliopsida, Arecales, Arecaceae.
GCAUCCUCUUCCGUGCCCGUUUCAAAAUCCCCCUCCUUAUCUUCUUGUUCUUCUGCUUCCCUCGCUAUCAUCAAGAAGGAGAAAAAGAACAGUCUAAAAAAGAAUGAUGGUCUCCGCGCUUCAAUAGAAGUCCCUCGCUAAUGGCUACUCCGAAGGGCUCCUACAUUCUUCCUCUCCGCCCCUUUCCCUACCAUCCCUUCUACUCGCCUACUUCUUCGAGGCCCUCCUUUCGUCUCAAGAAACCCGUCUCUACGUGGGAUGCGAGGGCUUUCUCCUUGGAUAUACCCAAGAAAGUCAGGGCUUUGAGGUCCCGCGGAAGAGCAAGCGUUGGCGGGGGCGGCCCAGAGGUCCUUCGUUCCGGCUCCGAGGAGGAGCAGCGGCCUCCUUUUGAUAUCAAUCUCGCUGUCGUGCUCGCUGGGUUCGCCUUCGAGGCCUAUACCAGCCCUCCCAAAGAUGUUGGGUGGCGAGAAAUUGAUGCCGCUGAUUGUCAGACUGUGUUUUUGUCCAAGCAGUUCCUUCGCGAAGUAUAUGAUGGCCAGCUUUAUAUAAAGUUGAAGAAAGGUGAAGACUUUCCUGCAAUGGAUCCGUGGGGAACAAGUGAUCCAUAUGUAAUCUUGCAGAUAGAUGGUCAGGUCACAAAAAGCAAGGUCAAAUGGGGGACAAAGGAGCCAAUAUGGAAUGAGGAUUUCACUUUGAAUAUCCGGACAACUCCAACAAAAACUCUACAGGUUGCGGCUUGGGAUGCAAACCUUGUCACUCCACACAAACGCAUGGGAAAUGCAGCGGUUAACCUGGAAUCACUAUGUGAUGGAAACUCGCAUGAGAUGGUGGUCGAAUUGGGCGGGAUUGGAGGUGGUGGAAAGAUAUACUUAGAGAUUAAAUAUAGGAGCUAUGAUGAAAUUGAAGAAGACAAACAACGGUGGAGAGUACCUUUUAUCUCGGAUUUUCUUACGAAAAACAAUUUAGAGUCUGCUAUAAAAAUGGUCUUUGGAUCUGAGAGUGUAAAUGUUAGUCAAUUUGUACAAUUGGCAUUCGGACAGCUAAAACCAUUCAAUUAUGCUUAUCUUCAGAAACCUUCAACUUCUGAUAGUGAUAGUGAUGGAUCUAAAUUUGCUGAAAGAUCUUUAGAUGCAGUUGCUGAUUCAAAGCAAGUUGUAUUGCAGUCAAGCAGUUCGGAAAGCUCAGGACAUAACAUGAGUCCUGAGAGAGAGAAUAAUUUACCUGUUUCUCAUAAUGAUGCUAAUUUGAGUAGUUCUCAUAAUGAUGAUUCCAAGCAAGUUGUAUUGCAGUCAAGCAGUUCAGAAAGAUCAGGACAUAACACGAGUCCUGAGGAAGAGAAUAAUUUACCUGUUUCUCAUAAUGAUGCUAAUUGGAGUAGUUCUUCAUUGGAAAGAAAAGCUGAUGAAUCAGCAGCACCAGCUGAGUAUUUCUGGAAGGCUUUUGCUGACGUCAUCAACCAAACUGUUCUGCAGAAGCUUGGUUUUUCCAUUCCAGAGAUCAGAAUGUGGGAUGGAUUUGACUUGUUACAUAUGGUAAGCUUACAAUUGCGCAAAACUGCAGAGGAAGAAUAUGUUGAAUCUGGACUUGCAAGUCCUGAAGCAAAGGAUGAAAAUGACAGAAAGAGUGAUCCCCUAUCUACUACAAAUGGAACUCCACUUUUGGACAUUAAGAAAGUAUCCUGGGAUGUUCUAAGUCAAACAGAGGCAAUAUUCAGGGCAAUGAUGGUUCUUACUGCAACCCUUCCACAGCAGAAAAGGAAUUCACCUUCAGGGGUUGAAGAAGAGGAUAGGAAAGCUGCUUCUACGAUGGUACCAGACAUUAAAGAAUAUUCCAUGAAUAAAGUAGGAGAUAUUGCCGAAGAUGGAUUGCCAGUGGAUACACAGAAAGCAGAGGAAAUGAGGGAACUGUUUUCCAGUGCAGAAAGUGCUAUGGAGGCUUGGGCUAUGCUUGCUACUUCAUUUGGCCGUACAAGCUUUAUCAAAUCUGACUUUGAAAAGAUAUGUUUUCUGGAUAACAUUUCUACAGAUACACAGGUAGCCAUUUGGCGUGACUCCUUGCGAAGAAGAUUAGUUAUUGCCUUCAGAGGUACUGAACAAGCAAAGUGGAAGGACUUGCGGACUGAUUUAAUGCUUGUUCCUGCUGGGCUAAACCCAGAGAGACUAGGGGGCGACUUUAACCAAGAAGUUCAGGUUCAUAGUGGAUUCCUAAAUGCAUAUGACUCUGUGAGGAACAGAAUCAUCACGCUUAUUAAAGAUUUAAUAGGUUCCUCCGAAAGCAUGCCUAAGUGGCAUGUGUAUGUUACAGGACACAGUUUAGGUGGUGCACUGGCUACCCUGCUUGCUCUUGAACUUUCAUCCAGUCAAAUGGCCAAGCGUGGUGUGAUUUCUGUUACGAUGUAUAACUUUGGUUCUCCUAGGGUCGGGAAUAGAAGAUUCGCUGAACUCUAUAAUGAGAAAGUCAAAGAUAGCUGGAGAGUUGUAAAUCACAGAGAUAUUAUUCCGACCGUCCCUCGUCUGAUGGGGUACUGCCAUGUUGCUCAACCUGUUUAUCUUGCAGCUGGAGACUUAGAAGAGACUCUGAUAAAUAAAAUAGAUGGGUACCAAGGCGAUGUCAUUGGAGAAUCCACACCUGAUAUUCUUGUCAGUGAGUUUAUGAAAGGGGAGAAGCAGCUUGUGGAAAAAAUUCUGCAAACUGAGAUAAAUCUACUGAGUACAAUUAGAGAUGGAACUGCCCUCAUGCAGCAUAUGGAAGACUUCUAUUAUAUCACACUCUUAGAGAGUGUAAGAUCAAAUUACCGGAGGACUGACAGUUCAAGUGAGGAAGGUUGCCCAUCCACUGUGUGAGCUAACCUAUCAUUGCUGCAAACAUCAAAAUCCCUGCAUGCGCAUGUUGCUGUUCGAAUGACUGUUAAAGAGCAACACCUGCUUACAGCUUUAGCAUAAUAGAAUACUAAACAGCUAGCAUGUAGCCAUAUACUGAUUUUCAUAAUCUGAUAUAAAGUCAUGGACCUUAGCAUCUUUAAAUCAAGAUGGUCAUAUUGAGGGGGGAAAUGAAUAGAAGAUUCAUACGAAAUAUACCCAUUACAGAUGCUAUUUUCAUUAUACUGCCAAAGGCCUGUAUGAAUGUGGAACUGUCACUAGGUUUUAAUGUCUUCUUCAAUUUUUAUAUUGUACAAACAUGCAGUAUCUUUAUGGAUCAUAUUUGCUUAAUGUAUCUGAUAUCAUAUUUCUAGAGGAUGAUCUUUGCAUUAUGGUCCCCUGAAAACAAGAGGUCCAUUGCCUGUUGCUUUAACAUUGGUAAGCUGCAGCCUUGAAUCUGUGAAGUGGAUGAGCUUCAGUUACUACCAACAGCUAGGUCUACUAUUUAUCAGCUAAAUGGUACCUGAUGUAGUCAGAAGUGGUCCAGAAGCAUAAUUAGAAUGCCACAGAUUUAAUUGGUUAUUGUCUCAAAGCAUCAUUUUGCAGUUGUCCUGUCAUAGGGUCCUAACAUUCUUCUGCAGCAUACCUGCAUCAGGCACAAGCACAGAAUGAUAUUUCAUCCUGGUAAUAUCUAGCUAUCACAUUUGGAGUUUUGCUCUUGUGAUCAUAAACAACCAGCCAAUAUGGUUGCUGGUUAUAUAUCUACCAAUAUGAUCUGGUUUAACCAAUCAAACCUGCCAUUGCAGACUGCAGAAAAUAAUUCUUAGGUGGGUAAGUGGAGCUGAAGAACAAACAGAGUAGGAGACUAAGAACUGUAAUAAUGAUUAUUAACAUUAGCAACUCUGAUGAACAAAUGCUUCACAAUCUUUCAUUCUUUUUUAUUUUAUUUUUCUUCUUUUGUACUUCAUCACUUGAGGAGCAUUUUUUGUUAUCAUUGAUUGGAUUGUGGAAGAGGUACAUUCAUUUACAGAAUCAUUCAGAAUGAAUGGCUCUUCAGGUGAAAGUUGUUGAACCAUUCCAUGGUGCUAUAGAGGCUAUCGAGGUGUGCAUGCCUGCUUGCCAACUGGUUAGCAUCUUGUCACUAUGGAAGGAGCGCAAGAAGGUAAUGGAACAAGGGAGGCACUAGAGAGCAGGUCGGUUUAGAAGACUAACUCUAGUCUAAACUUGACCAGGACUAAAGGGCUAAUCUGACUUGUUUUUGACUAUAGUCAGAGGAGUAACUCUAGCUAGAACUUGUCCAGGGCCAAUGGACUAACCUUGACUAGGGUUAGAGGACUAGGCAAAAUAACCAUGAUUAGGGGACUAAGCUCGACUUGAAUUUGAUAAGGGUUAGAAGAGUAAUUCCAGCAUGAGCUUAACAAGGGUCAUAAGCUCUCCUUGAAUUGAAUUUUGCUAACGUUAGAGAACUAACCCCAGUAUAAGCUUGAUGAGGAUCAGAACACCAAUGCUCACUGGAAUUUGAUUAGGAUUAGAGGACUCAUCCUGGCAUAAGCUUGACUAGAAUCAAAGGACUAAUCUUAGCUUCAAUUUGACCAAGAUCAAAAGACUAACUUUAGCUUGGAUUUGAUCAGAUUCAGAUGAGUAACUUUAGCCUGAAGGUAGAUUUAGAGGACCAACUCUAAUUAAGACAACUAAGGUUAGAGAACAAUCUCUAGCAUGAGCUUUACCGGGGUCAGGGGCUAAUCCCAGCCUGGAUUUAAUUAGGGUCAGAGAUCCAACCCUUGCUUGGGUUUAAUGAGAAUUGGACGGCUAACUCAGGCCACAUGUGAAAAAGGGCCACAAACUAGGGCUCGAGGGGUUGACCUAGCAACUAUGCAAGAUAUGUUGGAUUCAAAGGAAUAGAUUCUGUUGUGGUAGAAUUUCGUCUUGAGAUCGGAUUGACUGAAGUUACAUGGCAGUGGCAGGUCGAUGAUGGCGAUCAGAGGUGGCUCCGGUGAGGAUCUUCCGACGUUCAAAUCAGAAUUCUGGACAACAGAGGAAAGAGGUGAGCAUAUUGGAAGGGAGGAGUUUUCAUAUCUUGGGGUCUCCUAUGGGCCUUUAUUUGUAGGUAGAAUCUGAAGAGCCUUGAGGAGGAAGGAGAAUCAGGCGGUUAGUCUUGACUUAUCGAAUGAGAUUUGAUCGUUAUCCUUUUUUUAUUUGGAGAGAUUUAUUUGUUAUUCCUUCUUUAUCUGCUCUGCGGUCAGUUGUCAUGUUAUGGUCAUUUGAAUUUUGAAAGAGACAUUGGAUUUUUAGAUAGAUUGGGUCCGACAAAGGAGACCAAGGAUCGGGUUCCCCAAGCAAGGAUCGGAGUUACUGAGGUAAGCAAAUCAGGAGGAGUUGAUUAAGUCUAGGAUACUCAUAUGCCUCACAUCUUCGGCAAGUACAAAAUCACCUCCAAUGUAAGCCCCCUACUCUCGAGUCCAAGUCAGAAUUGGGUCAGAUAAAGGGAGUACUUCAGCUUUGCGGAAGAUAUAUCAUAUCUGUAGCUCUUGAUGAGACGAAGGAUCAUAUCAUCCUGAUGUUUGCAACUUCUUAAUGGUUGAGGUCUUCAUCGAUUUUGCUCGUUGAAGAGCGAGGGACCUUCGAGAGUCAUAUAGAUUAUCCCUCAUUUAUUACCGAAGUCGGUGAGUUAAGGGUCCUUAUAGGUUAGCCCUCCGGAGAUUCUUAUAGGUUAGCUUUCGCUUCUAGUAUGAUUAAGAUCUUUAUGGGUGUUGGUUCACUGAAAAGCGAGCACGGCCUUGGGAGAUCCUUAUAUGUUAGCCUAUGCUGUUUAGUUAUCGAGGUCUUCUAUCCAUAUCGCUUGCUAUCAAAAUUAAUGGGCUAAGGGUCUUUAUAGGUUAGCCCUUCGAAGGUUCUUAUAGGUCAGUUUUUGCUUCUCUGUGAUUAAGGUUUUCAUGGGUGUUGGUUAGCCGAAGAUGUGGGGCAUAUGAGUAUCUCAGGCUCGGUCAGUCCCUCUUGAUUUGCUUACUUUGGUAAUUUUGACUCUUAUUUGGCUACGGAUCCGAUCCUUGGUCUCCUUUGCCGGACCCAACUUGAUCUAAAAAUCCAGUAUCUUUUUCAAAAUUCAAAUGAUCAUAACAUAACAGCUAACCGCAAAAUAGAUAAGAAAAAAAUAAUAAACAAAUAUCUCUACAUAAGGGAAGGAUAACGGUCAAAUCUCGUCUAAGUGAAGGCUGACCGCUUGAUUCUCCUUUCUCUUCAAAGCUUUUCAACUUCUGCUUGUAAAUAAAGGCUCACAAAGAACCCUCAGGGUAUGAAAACUCCUCUCUUUCAACAUGCUCGCUCAUUUUCUCUGUUAUCCAAAAUUCUGACUUAAAUGUUAGAGGAUCUUCGUCGGAGCCACUUUCAGUCGGAGAUUUUUCUUAUAAGUCUUGCCGCCGCCGCCGUCCAACUCCAGUCAAUCUAAUCUCCAGAUGAAAUUCUAUCAUCCAAAUUUGGUUUUGAAGUAAUAGAAGACAUACCUAAAUUUGAUUUAGUUAGAGUUUGAGAACUCACUCUAGUAUAGCUUAAUUAGGGUCAUCCAAUUUUGAACAUGAUCGAUAAUGGCUAGAGAACCAAUUCUAGUUUCGGUUCACAUCUAGUUAGAGUCAAAGAACUACCUCUAGUCACAUCAAGGAGAGGGCCACUAGGACCAAGGGGUUGAGUUGGUUACCAUGUACAUCUUGGUUUCACGGUCUAGAUUGGUAUAAAGUAUGAUUCUAUGAUUUGAUACUUCAAGCGUCCAAAUUGAGUAUGGAUCAUUGAGACAGCUUGACUUAAUUUGAUUGAUCAAGUUUCAUUUUAUAUCUCGACCCCCAAUUGAAUUUGGCAGCCAUGAGUUUUCGUGCUCAAUUAAUUCGUCGUAGUCUUGGAUUUUGAUUCCCUUCACAUAUGUUAAUUCCGAUUUGAACCUCUUUCUUGAACUUGUAACCAUUUUCAUGGACAUAGGUUUAGACGCUCAGGUCUAUUUGAAACUUAUUUGAUUUCUUCUCUCUCUUUUAGUAUCUAUGUGGAUUUAAUCUUCUGUGGCUUAGCUCUAAUGUCUUUAGGUUUGAGUUGAGUCCGUGCCCUUCCUGAUGGACCUAACCCGUUAUUAACUAACCAUCAAGCUUACCCAAGUUUGUUGCCAUUUCCUUGAAACCAACUCAUAUGUCCAGCCUCUCGGUUACAUUUAACCAUUUUGAUUUGAUUCGGAUCCUUUAAUGGAAUAGUCUCUUCUUAUGGUUUAUUUAGAUACAAUCUUGGCUGGUAUAGAUACAUCCAUAUCUUGAUUCUCAUUUUACAGAUAGUGUACUUAAUUAAAAGGAUCUACGCUACCUGAAUUCGGAAACAACCUUGUUUCAGGGGGAAAAAAAAAUUUGUAGUCGUAUUUCUUUUUGGAGUCUCCCUUGAACCGCAAGUACCAGAUUUUUUAUAAAUAUCGAAUGAUCCCACAUUCUGGUCCCUCGAACAUGCGCAUCCUUUACAAAAUGGGUCAAAUUCUUGGCUAUUCACAGAAGAGCUAAAUGUCAGACUAACAUAUCAAAAGUGUUUCUGGUUCAAGUGAUUUGGUCCAACGUUUCCAUAUUAAAUUGGUCAGUCCCACACUUAACCUGUUAAGCCGAUGGGUCAAGAGCGAAGAUUUGGUAGGCGAGCUCAUAGCAACACUUAUUUUCUAUUUAAGCGACGACGCUCACUGGAUGACCGGCUAUGUUGGUGGCAGCAGCGGCAGCGAGGACAAGGCCACGCUCCCACUCCGGCCUCGUCCGCGCCUUCCUCCUCGAGAGCGCAGCGAUUGACUGCACGGGAUUUGCUCGACUCGCCGGUGGAGAGGGACCGGACCCGUUACAGGCUCGGCUGGUUUCCGAUGUUGUCGCGGCGGCAGAGGCUUUCGCCGGGGUGAGUGAGGAAGAAUGGAUCGGCAUUUCGGCGGGCGGAGAUAUGCCGGGAUCUGCGAGGCGAUGCGGCAGACGGUGAUGGUGGCGGACGUGGCCCGUCGAUCCCUCUGGAGCCAGGGGCUCUACGUGCUCGAGGACCGUUCGUUCGGGAGACCGGACAGCUAGGGUUCCCUUAGCUCGGUUGAGGGAGCGGAGCGCUCGCUUCCUCCCCUUUUCUCUGACACGCCACAUCACUCCUUGUAUUUCACUAAUUCCCGAUUGCAUAUGCUCCGAGAUUUGCCCUGGUCUACUUGGUCCAUGCGAUUCUCUUCGGCAUUAAGGCGCGACGUGCUCUCCCCACUCUCUCUCUCUCUCUCUCCGUGCUUCUUUCUCCGCGAGAGGGGAGGCGAGCAAUGUUUCUUCUUGAAACAAAAAUCAUAUGGGGCGGGCACUAUAAAAUAUCAUGUGGAGGCGGACUUCAUAGUUUGCCACGUUUCUUCUUCUUCUUCUUCUUCUUCUCCUUCGGCUUCUUCCCCUCCUCCUCCUCUAUCGAUAAGGCGAGGCAGCUUUGGAAGGUCUGUUGUUCCGUAGACAACCGGCAUGCAGCCAUCGUUAGAUGGAAAGGAGAAGAAGACAUGCGGGGAGGGAUCUUUUCCCCAGGUUGGCUUCUAAAUUUCUUUCUCAAGAUUGGCUGGAUUCUCUUUCUUGUUCUUCUUCUUAUCCUUGGUGUUGCGGCCAAUCCCCUCGUCGCCUCGUCGCCGGGAACGAGCGUCUGCAAAAGAAAAUCUACUGACCGAAGGUCGCUCCGGCGGGGACCCUCUGACGGUCAAAUCAGAGAGGAGAUUAGGCAACAGUGAAAAGAAAAUAAGGAGUUCAACGAAAGAGGGAGAGAGGAGAGGUUCAGUGGUUUCGAAUCGAUCUCUAGCACUGUUGCCUUCUCCGAUAUAUACAGUGGAGCAUGGUAUGGCACCGUCAUUAAUGACACGGACAAUUGAAGAAUUGUCAACUCACUGAGGACUGUCAGAAUCGCCGUGAGUCAUCGUGAGGGUGUCAAAUCGUUAGGGUUGACCCAUGCCUUAGGUGGGAUAAUGCCCCUAGGCGGCAGUGCCGCAUGCUGUUGUCGGGGCUGACAGUUUCUGACAGCCGUACAGCAUCUGAGGGAGCCGAUCGAUCAUAGGUCGGCGGCUAGUUGAGAGGCGUCGGGUGAUAACUCGGGGCCCCUCCGACAGUCAGUCGGGUGCGUCGCAAGAGUCGGACAGCGGAUUUCAUAGUGCGGCCGAUCGGGAGAGAGGAAAGGGUCUGUUUGACCGACGUAUCUUCGGUCGGUCGGUAACGGCAGCUGUCGGUCGGUCGUCAGAGUCGGGCGCUGGUCAUGUGGACCCGACAAUGAGUCGGCGUGAGUGAGGUCGGUCGGUAUUCCCCAACACUUGGUCUUCCAGGUGGGUAAUGGAGGUGAUGUUGUACUUCCUGCGAUCUUUUAUAUAUCUUCUUUGUUGCUUCUUGCUCGUCUUCUUUGUAUCGCUUCUGGGUUCUAAAUGACGAGGCUGUGAUGAUUCCUGGACGGGGAUUUCGCUAUAUUGUUGAGCGGAAAAUGAUUACUUUUCUUAAUGGCAAGGCAAUCUUGGAUGGUCUGCUUCUCUUCUUCUGCAGGCAACCGUUUGCAGCCGUUUUGAUUUUUUAGUUGCAGGGAGAAUGGUGAAUCUGAGCCUUUUUUUCCCGUUGCCCUUCUCUGUUUUUCUAAUUUUUGGGUUUUCUUUUCAAGAUCUUGUAUUUUUAAGGUUUCUUUAAUUACUUUGCUAUGAUCGGUGGUUGUGCUGUUGAAAAAUUCAUGGCAAACUAAGGUUUCAAAUUUGCUAUUUUGACUGUUGAAUGCUAGGAAAUCAUAUGCUCGCAUCAGGGUUUUUAUAACGUUCAGGGGAACUACUUCACUUACUUUAUCCACCGAUAACUGGGGUUCUGCUCUUCUUCUCUGCAUCCCUCUCUCCUUAGUCAUUCUUUAUUUUCUUUCCUUUUAACUUUCGACAAAUUGGGACUUGGAAACUCUCUAAUGCUAUCUUCUAGACCUUGAAGGAAAAUUCUUUGAAUCAUCUGACUUUUUUUUUUCUUUUUUUCUUUUUUAAUUCUCAAGCUCUCAUUCAAAAAAGUGAACUUUUGCAUGCUAAGUUGAGGAAAUUUUAUCCUUAAACAUCUUAAUAUUUUAUUUUUUGAUUUGUUUUCUAUGUAAAACAUGCCCUAUUAUUCUUUUUAAAGACUGUGUUUGGUGCUGAAUAUAAUAGUCUUGCUAUCUUUUGCAAUGAAAAAUGACUAUGGAGGUGACUUCCGUCCUAAUUUCUUUCUUGUAUUUACCAUUGUUCUCUGUGCUCUUCUGCGUCUUCUUUCUGCAUUUUAUUACUUUUUAACAUAUAUGGGCUUUCACACAAUACUGAAGCAUGAUAAAAUAAUAACUUACAUUAAGAUCUUUCCUCAAGUUACUAUGUUUGGUUCCUACUCUCAUUACUGAAAGCCCAUGGGAUCUUGUCCUGCUAUAAUUGGAUUGAUAUAAUGUAGUAAACAACAUAUACAUGCAUAUGCAUGUGUAUUCAUGCAUAUCUUCUUUGUGUUUGAUUAUGUAUGAACUUAAAUUGCUUGUGACUGAUUAACCAUGAAAAGAAAAGGUUUGUGAUCACUGAUCAGAAUUAAUUGUAAAGAUACAAUGACAAGAAAUGUUCUUCUUGAUAAAACAAAAUGCCACAUGAUUGUAAUGAAGCCUGGUCCAGGUUAAAGCAUGUUGGUAUGGCUAAAUUCGAUGAUAUAAUCCAUGAUUACUUUAGAUGUAUGUGUUGCUGCAUGGGUAAACUAUUUUGUACUAUGUAAGUUGACAUGAUAUUGUUGCUAAUUACUACAUAAGAAGAAAGACUUUGUGCUAUUUAUUGCAAAUUUGAAGGCACUGGCUCCUUUCAUUUUACGUGUGCAAGAAAAAGGACCAUUCUGUCUAACGUGUUUCCUUGUCAUUUUUUUGAGUGCUAUAAAUAAGAAUGUACACAUUAUUACACACGUAUUUGUUCUUUUCCUUGUGAUGUUCAUUUGGUUGUGUCUUAUGGGGUUACUUUAGAGAGGAUCAACAUGGGAAAAGAAUUGUGGUUGAAGGAGAUCGUAAAGAUGGUAUUGAACUAUUGAUAAUAAGUAUAACCCACUAACACAAGUGGUAUAAGUUGCUGAUGAAGGAUUGUGAAGCUGGCCUCAAGUAUUUGAGUAUAAGGCUUUUUGGUUAUGAUUAUGGUGGUCUAAGAGAAUCUAAAAUAGGUUUUCUUGUGUGUGGGCAUCAUGUGGGUAUAAACUGUACUGUACUACACCUUUUAACCUAGUAAAGUUUUAGGAUGAUUACUAUUCAAGAGAAAAUGAUUGUGCUCUCUGAACCU